Molecule: messenger RNA, 2319 nt
Organism: Clonostachys byssicola
Lineage: Eukaryota; Fungi; Ascomycota; Sordariomycetes; Hypocreales; Bionectriaceae
Source: the annotation of a GenBank genome assembly
AUGCGCUUCCUUCAGCUUGUGACAUGGGCGGUAGGUGUUGCGGCUACCGUCCGGACUUCUACGCUGUCGGUGGCUGGUGUCCGAUCUCUGGUGCAGCGCCGUCUCCCAAAGCACGCGGAUUCAUUCAUUUUCGAGAUCGCGACGACAGUCUCCAACAAUAGCUCAACCAACUCAGAGCAUGAUAGCUACGCAGUGUCUAGCACGAACGACGGCAAGAUCAAGGUUCAAGCCAACUCCGUCAGUGGGUUGUUGUCGGGGCUUCACAAGUAUCUAUCCGGCUCGGCUCACGUCGAUGUUUGGUGGUUCAUUGGCAGCCAGCUGGACGCUGCGCCUUCAACCCUACCAGCCUUGUCUGCGCCCCUAGAGGGUUCCAGUAUUGUUCCCUGGCGAUACCAUUUCAAUACAGUCACUACUUCGUAUACCUCUGCGUUCUGGAGCUGGGAGGAAUGGGAGCUGCAGCUUGACUGGAUGGCGCUCCAUUCCGUCAACCUCCCCUUGGCAUGGAUUGGAAUUGAAAAAAUCUUCAUCGAAGCCUUUCAAGAGCUAGGAUUUUCCGACGAUGAAAUCAAAGACUUCCUCUCUGGCCCGGCCUUUCUCGCCUGGAACCAUUUUGGAAACAUCCAAGGGUCAUGGGGUGGAGAUCUGCCCUUCUCGUGGGUUGAUGAUCAAUUUGAGUUGCAGGAAAAGAUCGUGAAGCGCAUGGUUGAGCUUGGAAUGACUCCUAUUCUGCCCGCUUUCCCCGGUUUUGUGCCCGCGACCAUCUUGCAGCACUUCCCCAACGCCAACGUCUCCAACAGCUCAGCCUGGGAGCGCUUCGAUACCGAGUACACGAACGUCACUUUUCUAGACCCAUUCGAUGAGCUGUUCGGCCAGCUUCAACAUAGUUUUAUCAAUAAACAGAAGGAACACUAUGGGAACGUUUCGAGCUACUAUGCGCUCGAUCAAUUCAACGAGAACUCACCAUCGUCAGGUGAUACGGGCUACCUCGAAACGCUCAGCUCUAACACGUGGAAGACCCUCAAGAAGGCCGACCCGGAUGCCGUAUGGGUCAUGCAGAGCUGGCUCUUCUCGUCUGACAGCGCAUUCUGGUCCAGUGAACGGAUCAAGGCGUUCCUAGGGGGAGUAACAGAGAACGCCGAUAUGUUGAUCCUGGAUCUCUUCUCCGAAUCGACACCACUUUGGCAAAAGACCGAGUCGUAUUAUGGCAAGCCGUGGAUCUGGUGCCAGCUACACGACUACGGACACAACAUGGGUCUCUAUGGACAGAUCAUGAACAUCACCGUGAACCCAAUCCAGGCUCUGGAUGCCGAGUCAAGCACCAUGGUAGGAUUUGGUCUGUCCAUGGAAGGCCAGGAGGGUAAUGAGAUCGUGUACGAUCUGCUACUUGACCAAGCCUGGAGCACCACUCCCAUUGACACGGAGGAGUACUUCCACGACUGGGUCAGCACCCGAUAUGGAGCCAGCAGCAACACAAUUCCGAAGGGGUUAUACGCAGCUUGGGAAAUCGUGCGCCCAACAGUGUACAACAACACGCACAUGGCAGCCAAUGCGGUGCCUAAAUCCAUCUUGGAGCUCGUCCCCAGCACGACGGGGAUGAUCAACCGUACAGGCCACCAUCCUACAACCUUGAAUUAUGAUACGUCCAUUCUGGUCGAUGCAUGGGGUGAGAUGUACGCCGCAGGAAAAGAGGAGCCCGCGCUGUUUGAGAAUGCAGCAUACCAGUACGACCUAGUUGACUGGACUCGACAGGUGCUCGCCAACGCGUUCAUUCCAAUGUAUCAGCGAUUGGUUGAAACUUACAAUGGGACUGGUUCUAGCGCCAACCAGACAAGCCCGGCCAAUAAGUGUGACCUUCAGAAGCAGGGCCGGCAAAUCACCUCCCUGCUCACCUCUCUCGAUGCUGUGCUCGCAACCAACAAGAACUUCAGACUAUCUACCUGGAUCGAAGCAGCUCGCGCGACUGGCCACACAGGUGCUGGGGAGGAUGUCGCCGAUUUCUUCGAGUAUGAGGCACGAACACAAGUCACGCUAUGGGGUCCCAAGGGAGAGAUCUCCGACUAUGCAUCCAAGUCUUGGGCAGGUCUUGUCUCGCACUACUACCUCCCCCGAUGGCAGCGCUUUGUUUCGUACUUGAUUGCCACGCCACCUGCUAGAUAUAAUCAGACGGCCUUUGCCGCUGAUUUGCUAAGUUGGGAGGAGAAGUGGAUUGAGCAAAAGACGGGCGGGAGAGAGUUGGGAGACGUAUCUGGCCGUGGACUAGAGGUGGUUUUGCGCGAGGUUGUGGCCAAGUGGCCGUCCAUUUUCAAUGCCGCUGCUUAG